Messenger RNA from Solea solea (common sole), 3269 nucleotides. It is a transcript of the gene aqp10b, whose product is annotated as aquaporin 10b. The record is from RefSeq and is a predicted model, not a curated record. Bases 1996 to 3036 code for a protein of 346 amino acids. Gene Ontology annotation, cellular component: basolateral plasma membrane; plasma membrane. Gene Ontology annotation, molecular function: water channel activity; glycerol channel activity; urea transmembrane transporter activity. Gene Ontology annotation, biological process: water transport; glycerol transmembrane transport. The transcript is spliced from 6 exons. NCBI's taxonomy places the organism in Eukaryota, Metazoa, Chordata, Actinopteri, Pleuronectiformes, Soleidae.
CUUUUUGUAUACUGUGUAAAUGAGCCUUAGUGUGUUGCAGUUUAGGAAAUGACCAUUUCAGGGAGCAUCCUCCACCAGUUACUAUGUAAAUUUGGCUGUUUUUAACAGUAGUUCAGUCAUAAUAUAGGAUAUAUACAUGCACACAUAUCCACUUCAAAUGAACUUGUAUCCCUCAAAAACAGCAGAAGUAAAUCUCUGAAAUCAGAUUUGAUUUCAACCAAACCAUAACAUUUCUAAAUAUAGGAAUUCUGGAUUUAUAUUAUUAUAGUCACCAGCAUCAUUUAGGAUGAGUAUGUUUUUUCUUCUGUAGUGAAAUUACUGGGUUUUACAGCUUUGUCUUAUGUUGGAAUCAGGUAAAAAUGCCAACAUAAUAUGAAGUUGUUGUUUUUUUUUUAUUCAACGAGGCAAAAGCCUCAUUGAGAUUUAAAAACUCUCGCUCUGGCCCAGCAUAACGUUAACCUCUAACGUGGAAUCUAACCUUAUCAUGUCCUUACCAGCUUAGCUCGUUUGAGGAAUCAUGACUGUGAUACAACUUUUUCAUCCCUUUUUGUCUUCACUCCAUUUUCAGUUCCUCUCCAAACACAAAGCUUUGAAAGAUUCACACACAGAGUUUCACUUUAACGGAAUUGGUGUUACUGCGUGUAGUGCAUGGUCAUGUUUAGACUUUCAUGUGUGGAAGGGAACGGCUUUAUUCUUGACUUUAUAGCACCACCAUGAAACAUGAACAGAAAUGGCUCGGUGCUAAUGCUGCUGUUCUCUCCACAGAUCCGUGUUCCUCUGUGGGAUAUAAAACAUUAAAUUGAUCUUCUCUCCUUUAACAUGUGGUGUUUCUUUAAAAACGUUGAAAUGAAGGGACCAAUGAUGAAAGGCAUACAGAACCUUGCUUCACUAUAAGUGCGCUGAAGUAAACUGUAUAUAAUAAUAUGUCUAAUUAAGAUAAACAUCUGUUUCUUUAUGUUUCUGGUUCCAGGUCCAGUUAUCUAGUGGAUUUUGUGUGCGUGUGUGUGUGUGUCAGCUGUUUGGUUUGAUCAGGUAAAAAUAAUGAUGUGAACCACUGGAUUAAUCGUAAUACUAUCACCGCUCUUUUAUUCUUCAGUGGAAGUCAUUUCAGAUCACAGCAAAGAGAUAAAACAGUGCUGUAAACAUUUUUAUUUCACUGUUGUUAUACAACCCAUUUGAUCACGUAUCACCAUUUGAUUAUCUCUUGCCUACUGCGUUUGAAGACCUUGUUGGUUUGUAAUGUGGUAACAUGUAUAUUUGUAUUUUAAUUAAUAUAAUAUUUAUAUAUAUAAGACUCCUCAAAACAAAGUUACAAAGUCUUUUACAAAUAAAAACACUAGUUUGCAGACAGAAGUAGAACCGCACAUAAAUAUGAGCAUGAGCAACAAUAACAAAUACUAAAAAGUAAAAAUUGGAAACAAAGGUACUUAAGUUCUUGGUCUAGUCGUGUGCAUCUAAACUUGUAAUCUACAGAAUAAACUCUUAUUUCUUAACGUAAACUUUCAUCGUGUUUAUGGUCGAUUAUACAGACUUUAGUUCAUGUUCUGUAAAUCUACUGAAACAGUUUGUUAGUUUAACGUCUCAGGGACACACUUUUCUUGAUUUAGAUGAAGAGUUGUGGCAGCAGAUCCUGUUUGCCGUCGUCUAUUUAUUGACCAAUCAAAUGAGAGGAGCAAUCAGAGGCCAUUCCAACCAGGUGGGAUGAGGGAAAACAACAACAACCAAGUGAGACACUACCAAGCUUUUCUGUGUGUGUGAAUAUGUCUUUAGUAUGCGUGUGUGGACCAUUUAUCAAGCAAACCUGUCUUUGUGGCUGGUCCACACAACUUUAACAGGCUUUUGUGGGAUUAAGACCUGGUUUUAGGGUUAGGUAUUUAGUUGUGAUGGUUAAGGUGUGCGUGUGUGAGAUGAAUUAUUCUUUAAUCGUGCUUGCAAAGACACCUACCAGCUCCUCUGCCUUGCCAUAAAGUGUGUGACAUCACCAACAGCUCCAGUAUGAAAGUCCACAUUGUGCUCUGUCAGGCAGACGGUGCAGUGCUGAGCAGAUCAGAUCCACCUGACGCCUGCAGCAGCUGCAGCAGCAGCAGCAGUGUCCCAGCUUUGACCUCUCACCUCAGGCUGGACAGCACAAAGGAAAGGUCAGGGAUGGAGAGGCUGCUGAGAAAGUGCAACAUCAAGAACCAGCUGGUGAGGGAGUGCAUGGCCGAGUGCCUCGGCAUCUACAUCCUCAUUCUGUUUGGAUGUGGCUCUGUUGCCCAGGUGACCACGACUCAAGAAGAGAAGGGACGCUAUCUGUCAAUCAAUCUGGGUUUUGCUCUGGGAGUAACACUUGGGGUCUAUGUGUCCGCUGGAGUCUCAGGAGCCCACCUGAACCCUGCAGUUUCUCUGAGCCUGUGUGCUCUGGGCAGACAUCCGUGGCUGAAGCUGCCUUUCUACGUCUUCUUCCAAGUGCUUGGAGCCUUUUUGGCCGCAGCCACUGUUGGUCUGCAGUACUACGAUGCCAUAUGGACGUACAGUGGAGGAGCACUCACAGUGUCGGGUCCCACUGCCACAGCUGGAAUCUUCUCCACCUACCCCAGUGACUACCUCAGUGUGUGGGGAGGCGUCGUGGACCAGGUGAUCGGCACAGCUGCUCUGCUGCUGUGUAUCCUCGCUCUCGGGGACCGGAGGAACAACCCCCUCCCCGAUGGUUUUCAGCCCGUCCUGGUGGGAGCUGUGGUGCUGGUGAUCGGCAUCUCGAUGGGCUCAAACAGCGGCUACGCCAUCAACCCAGCCAGGGACUUUGGGCCUCGCUUGUUCACGUUCGUUGCUGGCUGGGGAGUGGAUGUUUUCACGGCUGGAGGAGGCUGGUGGUGGGUGCCUAUAGUGGCUCCAUGUGUCGGAGGGCUGCUGGGAACACUGAUCUACGAGCUGAUGAUUGAAGUCCACCAUCCUCCGCUCGCUCCACCUGAGCUUCAGACAUCACGUGAGGAAGCCAGUGGAGUGGAGCUUGUGAUGGAGGUGGUGGAGCGAGACUGUGAGAAACUGGGCUCUUAGUGGUUCAGAUUCAGCCAUAAUACAGAAGGAAAACAUGUCAGGCUCAGUAUUUAUAUAUUUUAUACAUCUAUAUAUUUGAUAUCAGGCCCACUGAAACUGUGUAAAUGAGACUCAUUUAUUUCAAACAUGUAAACUGUCAACUGUGAAUCAAAAUAGUUCCACUAUUUGGAUGGAUUGCUUUGAUUUUGUUGUACAGAUGGUGAAAGCUUGUCCUUAAAGGAUUUAAAAAUGUC